UCUGGCUCGGAGAGAGAGAGAGAGAGAGAGAGGAAUUUGGUCGUUGUUGGCUGCCUUCGCGUGGUGUUUGCUUCUUCUUUUCAAUCAGGACCAUCGUAUCAGGAGAGAGAAGAGCAGUUGAAAAGAAACUUUUUUUCUAUAGAUGUUGACAAAAAUUUUACCAUCACAUCUAUAUAGCUCCAAAGACAUUCCACAUCAAAAGAGAAGUCUAACAGUUAUGAAGUCAGUCGCUAAAUCUCAUUCGCCCCGCCCUUACUAUAGCAUAUUGUGUCAAGAGAGCGACCACCAUCCCCCAUCGAAACGUCCCCACGUGACGACAGUGGUGUGUAAAUAAAUAGGAAAAAAAAAAUAAAAAUAAAAAGGCUUAUUUACAGAGUGGAAAAUCAUUAACAGCUGAUUGCCAAAUUUUCAUAGUAUUUUUAUCAUUCAAUUCUCACGAGUCGAAUUUUCAAGGGUCAGUGUAUUUAUUAUGCAUCGAAAUAGUUAAUAUCAUCAAUCAAGCUAAAUCCGGCAAAAUGGACGAUGUAGUAUUUAAACUGUCGGAUCAUGUUUUGGAGGUGAUAUUUUCGUAUCUGGAUCUUCAUACCUUGAGGAAUUGUGCAUUAGUUUGUAAAAAUUGGUAUAGAUUUUUGGAGGAUGAAAAUAAUGACGUCUGGAGGACACAUUGUCUCAGAAAAUUAGCGCAAGAGGCACUCAGUUCUGAUCUCCUGUCAUCGGUUCCAACUUACAAAGAGAAAUUAAGGGCUUUCUACCACGCCUGGAAUCCAAACGACUGCUCUAGAAAUAUCUAUAUUAAACCAAAUGGUUUUACCCUUCACAGAAACCCAGUUGCUCAGAGUACAGAUGCUUGUAGAGGUAAAAUUGGCUUUAGGCAUGGUCGUCAUGCCUGGGAAGUCAUCUGGGAAGGUCCCCUGGGUACAGUAGCCGUCAUAGGUAUUGCCACAAAGGAGGCACCACUAAUAUGUCAUGGAUAUGUCGCACUUCUGGGUUCUGAUGAACACUCUUGGGGGUGGAAUCUAGUGGACAAUCACCUACUGCAUAAUGGCGAUACUCAGGGAAAUUAUCCCUUAUUGAAUAAUGCACCCAAAUAUCAAGUUGGUGAGAAGAUUAGAGUUAUACUGGAUUGUGACGAUAAUACGUUAUCAUUUGAGAAGAAUUACGAAUUUUUAGGUGUUGCAUUUCGAGGAUUACCUGAUAAACGAUUGUAUCCCUCUGUCUCAGCGGUCUAUGGUAACACCGAGGUUUCGAUGGUGUAUCUUGGACCUCCAUUAGAUGGCUAACACUCUAUUAAUCAGUUGAAUUGAAUUUAUCCAUCAAUGCAAAAAAAUUAUACUGAUAUAUUUUAGGAUAGCGAUUGUCCAUUCCAAUGUAUUGAAACAUGUUUUUCAUGUGAGUUUUAUAUUCCUAUGUGAUACGCGAUUAUGUUGUCAAUUUGUUUGUUUGCGUGUGUGUUUUCUUGAUCGAAUAAUGGGUCAGGAUUCUACAGACUCCGAAUGAUACUCUCUUCAAUAAUUAUCUAAUUUUCCUUUCUUUUUCAUCUUUUUAAUAAUCAUUUGUUGAUGCAAUCAGUUUCAUUAAUAUUUACAGAUAACCACAAUUUUUACAUAAUUAAUAUAGGUAAUAAUUAAGAGAAACACUUAAACCUUGCCAUUGAUUAUUUACAAUCAUUGCCAUAAAAAAUAAAUGUCAUGUAAAUAUUUAGUAAUUUGGUAAUGGAGCCUUCAAACAAAAUGUCCACAUCUCAAUGACAAUUCUUUCAUAUUUUUUGUACAAAUUCAAUGUACAUAGUCGUUCAACUGGUCUUGAAAAGAAGAAAAAAACACUCAUUAUGUUUUUUAAAUCAAACACCUAAUUAUACAAAUUCACCAUAUAUAUACGAUUCAAUAGAUAUGUAUUAUAUGUAAAUAAAUAAAUUUAUUUGAAAUUCAAAAAUUUCAAUUGAACAUCUAAUUGAAAUAAUCUAGAUACAAUUAGUAAAUGAAUGAAGUAUUUUAAACAUUGAAAUGACUAAUGAGUGGAGACAAAAUCUAUGAAAAAAUGUAUUUGUACUGCAUACUAGAGAUUUUUCAAGCAUGUUAAGUACAUUUAGUUGUAACCCUCAAAGUUGUUCUCUCUAUUUUUUAAUCAAUAUCUUCAACUAUGUAAUCCAUAGAAAUGUUGAUUGAAUCAGAAAGAAAAUAAAAAGAAAAACAAGUAGAAUAAA
This is a messenger RNA of Diachasma alloeum, 2203 nucleotides long. It is a transcript of the gene Fsn, whose product is annotated as F-box/SPRY domain-containing protein 1. Gene Ontology annotation, cellular component: synapse; SCF ubiquitin ligase complex. The coding region runs from base 516 to 1280 and encodes 254 amino acids. The transcript has 4 exons. Gene Ontology annotation, molecular function: protein binding. NCBI's taxonomy places the organism in Eukaryota, Metazoa, Arthropoda, Insecta, Hymenoptera, Braconidae. Gene Ontology annotation, biological process: proteasome-mediated ubiquitin-dependent protein catabolic process; synapse assembly involved in innervation. The record is from RefSeq and is a predicted model, not a curated record.